Molecule: messenger RNA, 4628 nt
Organism: Drosophila gunungcola (fruit fly)
Lineage: Eukaryota; Metazoa; Arthropoda; Insecta; Diptera; Drosophilidae
Gene: srl
Exons: 7
Coding region: 375-3650 (1091 amino acids)
Biological process (GO): positive regulation of transcription by RNA polymerase II
Cellular component (GO): nucleus
Molecular function (GO): RNA binding; transcription factor binding
Source: RefSeq, a predicted model, not a curated record
GGCAACACUGCUGCGCCGCUGCCGCGAAACAACUCAGUCCACGUGAACAUAUUUUUGGCAAUGUGUGGUUCUGGAACUAAUGAGAUAAAGUGGUUGAGAAGUGCAUCGGAGUGAUCUUCGCGAGUGAUUAACGAGGCGGAUAAAGACAGUCGCUGGCUGUCGGCCUAAGAAAGGCAAUUUGGGAACCCUUAUUUUGUUGGUGCUGCAGACGCGGCGCCCAGCAUGUGAGGUUAAAGCAGACGGACAAACGGACGGCGGCAACACAUCUGAAAACAAUUCGGCUAACGUGGGCCCAAAUAAUAAGAGAAGGCGUGAAACAGAGCUGCCAACAAUUGAGAUUUCGGGAGUUAAUGCGGAAUUUAUUCUGACACGCAAUGGAUUCCCGAAUGCUAAACGUUUUCCAAGAAGAUCCCUUCGACGGAAACUACGCAAAGUACGAAUCAGAGCCGAAUUUCUGGACAUCUAAUGAUGAUCUACAACUAACAGACACACUAAACGGCAUUCUGCCCAUCGCGCCCACUGACGAGUCACUGCUAAGCCACAGCCGGGAGGAGGAUUUGCAAAACAGAAAGAACCUGCUGAUCUACAGUGACUUCGUGGAGCAGGAGUUGGGUGACCAGGAUGCCGGUGUGCUCAACGCCGAGGUCUACCAGGCAAUUACUGGCAGCGAGGUCGAGGUGGCCUACGAGCAGCAGCGCCAGAUAAGCGCGAUUGUGGAGUAUGACAGAGAAGACAUUGGCAUCGACGGCCUAUCAGAGGAGGAGCAUGAUCAUGAGGAUGACAUGCACAGCCAGUGCAGUGACUCAACAUUUCGCACUCGUACAGACAGCUCCUCCAUAGGUGACUAUGAGUCGCAUUCCAGCGACUACGAAGACGAAUACGAUACUGUCGACGAGGAGCAGGUCCAACUCUUGCCCGCCCUCCAUGACAAUAUCGCCACCUUGCAGAGCUCCAGUGAGCGCAAGAGUCGGACGCUGAGUACCAACACCAUAGCCUCAGAAGUGGACGCACUCGGACUAAACAUCGACGUUAAUGACUUUGACUUAGCUGACUUUAUUACCAAAGAUGAUUUUGCCGAGAAUCUAAACGCCUGUCGCAUCAAAGAGACACUGCAUGUCUAUCAGCCAACCAAACCCUCUGCUGAGGCAUCGGAUGCCGCAGUACUUGCUCCACCCGUGGCAAUAAGUGUGCCAAAACCCAAACCUCCUUUCUCCAAGGCGCGAGACUCUGAUUAUGACUCGGACUCGAUUAUCGACGUUGAAACUGUCGAUGUGGUCGACGUGGAUGAGACUGUAUGGGCAGCAAGUCUGCAGACCGAAGGAGCUCCAACUACCGAAGAUAUGCGCUAUGUGGACAAUGUUAAGGCUGACCCUUCCUGGUGUCCGAAGUCAACAAAGAAGACCGUGCCAAUUGCUAAGGAGCUUAAGCCGGAGCAGGUGGAAGCCCAUCAGCCCGCCACGGUGCCAACAAUAAACAAGCCGAAGCCUGCAAACAUUUGCCUGGUGCCUAAUAAGAAGCAGUGCGACUUUCUAAAACGCAAGGUGGGAGCCUCCACGGUGUCUAAGCCAACCAAGACGGCUAGCAAAAAAGUUAUGGAUGGGAACAAGUUGAUAAGCAACAAACAGUCCUCAGCAAAGCACAACCCAUGCACCGGUCUCGGAUUGGUUGGGAAAAACCUUUCGCUUCUGAAGCAGGAGAGGGAAGCCGCCGCAUCUGUGUGUGCGGCAGAAGAGCCAUCGCCACCUAAAUCUUUCGCGACAGCACCGUCUCCAUCUCCAUCGCCGGCUCCGGCACCGGCUCCGGCCCAAAAACGAAAGCUAAAUCUGGAAGAGUACAAACAGAGACGAUGUGGCGGCGUCGUUGGCGUCGCAAAGGCCCAGCCGACUCCGCCAAAGCAGGCGAAGCUAGAUGUGGCCGGCAAAUUCACCACUCCGCCGGUUCUGAAGCCCACGCCAUCGCCUCAGAAAGCUGCCAUAGCCAACAUCGUGAACAGCCUGAAGUGCCCCAGCCAAGAAGCAGCCACUGUGCCCAUGGAUCCGAUUACCGUGGCCAAGAACAAGGUUUUGCGAAUGCUGGAAAUGAAACGUGCUCAACAGCUCAAGAUCAUCGAUUCUCGGGUAUCGGCCAAGGUGCCGCGCGUAACAAAGUUGCCGCCACUUAAGGACAUUGUCAAGGACACCUACUGCAUGGAAACCGAGGAGCCGGCUCCAGUUGCUGCCCCACCCAGCAACAAACUGCAUCCGGACUAUGAGGAGAUUAUAAUAGUGUCAGUGGGUUGCAACUCAGACAUAACCAUACCGCCGAAUCAAUUGAGCAAAGCCUCCCCUCGCUCUCUUCUCAAGUCAUCGGUUUUGCUGUACAACAUUUCGAACGGCCAAGAUGCCAACAAGAACAUAGGCAAUUCCCUAAUAGCGAGCAUACAAAACGAGGUCGUCAGACAAACAAGUAGCACCACACUCGCGACGAUGCCGUCCGAUGCAACAGCCAAGUCCUCGACUGACAAGAGCGUUCAGCAUGGCGAGGACAUGGUCAUCAUGCACUUGCCCAAAGACCGGGAGCGCAAAACGCUUGUGAGCAUGGCCACCCAAACUGAUCUGCAACCCGAAUUUCCGCUUCUGGCGCUGCCCCCCGCGCGACAGUCGCGAGAGCGAACGCGACGGAAUUACCGCAAGCGAAGAAACCACCAUGGCUCGGGCUCAAAUGUGCCAAGUGGCUCUUCGAGUGGCUCUUCGUCGGACUGCAGCAGCUCGGCCUCGUACAGAUCCCGGUCGCGCUCCGAUUCGAUUGAGCAACUGCGCAGCUUGGAUGCGGCAGCCACAUGUGGGGGAAACAGUAUAGGGAAUGGCGGCUACUCUUCUCGCAGCACGCACCGCCAUCGCAGCUCCGUGAGCUCCUCAUCGUACUCAGAGGCAGGCAAAUAUGAGCGCAGACAACGUCGCACCAGUUACAACAAGCGGCGUUCCAAAAACCAGCAGCGGGGCAGUGUGUCCUCGUCCUGCUCUGGCUCCGAGAACAGCGAUCGCGAACGCAGCCGUAGUCCGCACCGCAAUCUGCGGCGGUCGCGGUCGCGUUCGCGCUCGAAGUCCGACACGCGCUUCCCCAACAACAACAACAACUGCCCUAACAACAACAAUCGACGCGGGUUCAUGGAUCGCAACGUAUCGCAGCCAGCAGUGGAGGAGCGCCGAAUCGUCUACGUCGGCCGGAUUGAGCAGGAGACCACCAAGGAAAUGUUACGUCGCAAAUUUUUGCCUUAUGGAAGUAUAAAACAGAUAACCAUACACUACAAAGAAAAUGGAAUGAAAUACGGGUUUGUAACAUUCGAAAGAGCGCAGGACGCUUUCACGGCCAUCGACACAAGUCCUAGGGACGCUCAAAUCAACAUGUAUGAUAUAAGCUUUGGAGGGAGACGUGCCUUCUGUCGUGCCUCAUACGCUGACUUGGACAAUGCUGGUAUCAACAAUUACCACUCAUAUGUGUUUCCCAAGGAGGUAGCAGCACCGAAAGUACAGGAGGACUCCUUCGAAGCCUUGCUGCUCAAGGUAAAGGCAAAGCUGGGUGCUGGCAAGCCGGCAGCAGCAGGAGAUGCACCUGUUCAGGAGGCACAAUCAGCAUCAGCUUCAGCACCCCAGGGCAACAGUCAGAUGUGACAUUUUGGCAGAAACCUGCUUAGUUUCGUAUUUUUAAUUUUUCUGAGAAUUUGAAGUUUGUUACAAGCAACCUUCUACUACUAUCCUUGCAUAAUUGUAGACCAAUCCCGAAGUUUCUAGCUGUAUAACUGAAAAGCCUGAUUAUAAUUCAUAAUUUAUCGUAAAAUAGUUGACAGAGCUAUGCAUUGCAAGCAAUAAAACUAUUGCAAUAUACAUUAGAAUAAUUCUAAAGACCGAGAAUGAAAACUAAAAACAAAACAAGAAAUUGAAACGAAAAUGGAAUUGUGAUAACCGCGUAAUGCAUACAAAGUCAUUUAUUGCAUGUAAGUUAGCAGAAGAUCCAUAGAAAUAGUUAAAUCCAAUCAUAAAAGCUUUGUAACAAUCUAUCUAACCACCAAACCAAUGGAACUGAAAACACAACCAGCCACCACUACAACAAUAACAAAUCCAAAACAAUGAAAAAAUCAAAUAUGUAUAGAAAUUAUGUAUUUUGAGAGAGCAAGAAACGCGCAUGCAGCAUGCGUCGGCCACGAAUUAAACUGUUGAUAACUAAACUUUGAUAUUAGUUUGUAAAGAGUAUAUUUUUUACGUAAUUUUAAUUUACUCUGUAAUUUUUGAAUAGCAACCACAUCAACCACAAAAGCUCUACUUAAGCUAUUAUGAAAUCGGCAACAUAAAGCCUAAAAGUUAUUAGUUUAUUUUGUACCGCUUUUCAAAUUUUAUUUAGGUCUUUUAAACAACGGAAAGUUCAAGCACUGACUCUGAUAGUAGCCUUUGUUGUUUAUGUAUUUACUGAAUACUAAAUAAGUUUAAACAAUGUUAAUAUUUUUUGAAUAUGAAUUGCCGAAGAACAUGAAAAACAACUAAUUUGUAAACUAGAACCCAAACAAUUUAGUUUUUAGUAGCCGCCAAAAUUGUUCUUUGAUAUAUUUUGUACUAUUUCCCACUUGAUAAUUUAAUAAAUUCUUGCUAGUUUCA